This is a messenger RNA of Amphimedon queenslandica, 888 nucleotides long. RefSeq names its product proton-coupled amino acid transporter 1-like. The coding region runs from base 16 to 888 and encodes 290 amino acids. Gene Ontology annotation, cellular component: vacuolar membrane. Gene Ontology annotation, molecular function: L-alanine transmembrane transporter activity; L-proline transmembrane transporter activity. Lineage: Eukaryota; Metazoa; Porifera; Demospongiae; Haplosclerida; Niphatidae. The transcript is spliced from 7 exons. Gene Ontology annotation, biological process: amino acid transmembrane transport; L-alanine transport. The record is from RefSeq and is a predicted model, not a curated record.
GGUUUAGUGUUAGAAAUGGCUGAUAUUGAGGAAUUAGAAAAGAAGCCAUUAUCCACUGAUGUACAGGGUCAAAGCUACAAGUCAGUAAGAAGUGUGGUGGCUAUACAGGCUCGUGUGGUGGGGGAUGAAAGAGCUGAGAUCAUUCAAAAGAAUGCACUAAAGAGAAAAGAACACGCCACAACUGAUUUUGAAACUCUCAUUCAUUUAUUAAAAGGUAACAUUGGUACAGGACUGCUUGCUCUGCCUAUGGCAACCAAAGGAGCUGGAUACAUUCUAGGCCCAUUAGGUAUAUUGCUGUUAGGACUAAUAGCAAUGCACUGUAUGGUACUCCUGGUUGAUUGUGCUAACAGACUCUGUAACAUUUAUGAAGUGCCUACACUGGAUUAUUCAGAGACGAUGCAGUUUGCCAUCAAAAGGAAAGGAGGCAGUCCCAAAAUAUCAAGAGCUGGAAAAUAUAUUGUUAAUAUCUUUCUUAUGGUUACUCAGUUUGGAUUCUGCUCUGUUUAUCUUGUCUUUGUUGGACAGUCUGUUCAAGAAAUAGUUCAAGAGACAUAUUGUAUCCAUUAUGACAAGAGGAUAUGGAUUCUAAUCAUAUUAAUACCAGUUAUCCUGCUCAGUUGGAUAAGGAAUCUGGACCAUCUCUCCUCUCUCUCUAUGCUGGCUAACCUCUGCAUCCUUUUUGGACUGGCUGUCAUUAUUUAUGACGAGAUUUCACAGCUUGUUAACGGCCGAGCUGAAGUUGUUCAGCCACACCCACAAUUGGAUAGUUUCGGUACUGCUGAGAAGUUGGCGUUGUUCUUUGGGAAUGCUUUGUUUUCGUAUGAAGCCAUAGGAGUGGUGAGUACCUUAAUUAUUGGCAUUAUUAAUGGCCGUAACUCGAAAAAUUGA